This is a messenger RNA of Scatophagus argus, 1568 nucleotides long. RefSeq names its product serine/threonine-protein kinase pim-1-like. Gene Ontology annotation, cellular component: cytoplasm. Lineage: Eukaryota; Metazoa; Chordata; Actinopteri; Scatophagidae. The record is from RefSeq and is a predicted model, not a curated record. Gene Ontology annotation, biological process: negative regulation of apoptotic process; regulation of mitotic cell cycle; protein autophosphorylation. Gene Ontology annotation, molecular function: ATP binding; protein serine/threonine kinase activity. The coding region runs from base 1 to 1215 and encodes 404 amino acids. The transcript has 7 exons.
AUGGCAAAUAACAACUCUGAACCCCUGAGCGACAUUAAGAAGGAAUCGCUCAAGAAGAACUUGAAGAGAAAAGUCAGAGAAGGAAGCAGCAGCACACAGUCCAGUAGGUGCGGUACAACAGUGGAGGAUGUGAGCAAGAGGACUGGAAAGAGGAAGGCUGCCGCUGAUGAAGAAGAACCCUGCGCGAAGAGAAGGAAGGGCCGGCCAACCAUGAAGGAUUUGAUAGAUUCCCGAAGAGCUGAAUUUGAGGCCAAAUACCAGCAGGAGAAUCAUCUCGGCGAAGGAGGCUGUGGAUGUGUGUUUGCUGGCUACCGCAAAGCAGAUCAUUUACCUGUUGCCAUCAAACACAUAGCAAAAGACAAAGUGUUGUGCAAAGAGAGACGAAAUGGGAAAGAACUCUCAGCUGAGGUGGCUGUGAUGUUAAAACUCCAAGCUGGAAGAACUGGAUUAAUGGAGGAAUCAGCACCCGUGUCACUCCUGGACUGGUAUGAUCUGGACCAGGAGCUGAUCCUGGUGCUGGAAAGACCAAUGCCAUGUAUGGACCUUUUAAAUUACAUCAGGACAAACAGAGGCCACUUACAGGAGGACAAGGCAAAGAUCAUACUUAAACAGUUGGUUGAUGCAGCAAAUGAACUCGAGGAUAAGCGCAUCUUUCAUCGGGAUAUCAAACCGGAAAACAUCCUGAUUGAGACCAGCUCAGAUGUGCCGCGUGUUCGUGUCAUUGACUUUGGACUGAGCUGUUUCUUCAAGAAAACAUCAGUUUACCGUGUCUUCUGUGGUACCCCCCAACACGUCCCUCCGGAGUGGUACAGUCAUUAUACCUACAGGCCCGGCCCCACCACAGUGUGGCAGAUGGGAGUGGUCUUAUAUGAGCUGCUCCACAGAACAGUCCGAUUUGAUACCACAAGUUUCCUCAGACAUGAGCUGCCAAUCAGGGAUGAGCUGUCCAGAGGUAAGAAAAACGUACUCAUAUGCAAACACAGAGCUGUUCAUUUCCAUUCACCUCCUGAGGAAUCACUGUGGCUGUCAGCUCCAACUUUCUCAUCUUUCUUUCCCUCCAGAUUGCCGGGAUUUCUUACAGAAGUGUUUAAACACAUCCUACAUGCUGCGACCUACCCUGAAGGAGCUCCAGCUUCACCCAUGGCUCAGAUAAACCAACACUACACUCACACACGAGUUCAUGCCAAUACAAUACAUUCACAAUACAAGAACUAAUUCUGUUCUCGUUUUUCUUCACCAGGACCGUCCGCCAUGCUUAUACAGGUUUUCUCCGGGUGCUCCGGUUAGACCAACUGCAGUUCCUUUAGGCCCCCCGGCCGUCCGCGGAGAGGAGGAUCUCUCUUUGAAUUGCCUUUCCCGAGGUUUCUUCCCAUUUUUAAUCUGGCCUCAAGGUUUUGGGGAGUUUUUCCUCGUCUUCUUAGAGAGCUUGGGCCGGGUCAGGAGCUGCUUAUGAUUUGUGCUUAUGGCGAAAGCCAUAUCACAUCAUAAGGAAAAAAAAUGGAUACUAAUCUAUCAACUGGUCAUUUUGUGAUAUUAAACUAGAAUAAUAAUAAAAAAGAAACAACUUA